Molecule: messenger RNA, 942 nt
Organism: Caenorhabditis elegans
Lineage: Eukaryota; Metazoa; Nematoda; Chromadorea; Rhabditida; Rhabditidae
Source: the annotation of a RefSeq genome assembly
AUGACUUCUAAGCCGCUAACGCUGCUCAAUUUACCUAUAUCAAUUGCAAACCAAGUAUUGAUAUAAUUGGGACCAGUGGAAAUACUAACCUGCCGAAAAGUAUGUAGAAAUUUACGGAGUGCAAUUGAUAAACUCGGAACUCACUUCAACAAAAUCUCAAUUAAAUUUUUCAUAGACUCCGUUUUGUUAAAUUUCGACGGAAUUAAAAUCACCUACUUUUAUGAAUUUAUUGGUGGAUCAUAUGUUUGGAUCAAUGAGCAACAGAAAACCAUAGAAGUAGUAAACUACAUGGAAGCAGCUUUUACGGACUUGAAGAUACUUCUGAAGCAUGUAUCGCAAUUAGACAUUUACCGCCAACAAAAGUAUAGGCAUAACACUGUCAGCUCUCUUGUAGAUGUUUUGAAGGAGAAUGUGAAUAUCCACGUUGAAACUAUAACUCUGAAUGAUUUUUCAUUCGAUGAUGUUCUAUUAAUCCUCCCGUUAUUCAAUUGUGAAACAUUGAAAAAAAUCUCAUUGUCGAAAAUUUUUGAAAUUGACCAACUUGAGAAGAUUACUUAUUUGGACCAAUGGAAGAACGCGAAGAAAUUCAGUGCUUGGAAUACCUUUUUUGAAUGUUCACCUAUCGAAUUUUUCUUUCAUUUUGAGGAGUUUACUAUUAAUACUGAUGAUUUUCCAAUACAAAGUAAUAACUUUGAUAAUAAGUUUUACAAUUAAAAUAAUUUUCAGGAUCUGCUGCAAAGAUGUACGUUUAAAAAGUGCACAGUUUCGGUUGAAAAAUUUAAUGUGAAGCCUGUCGAAAUUGCAAGAACAUUCCAAUCGGAUUAUACUAGUGGUGAUGCGUUUAAACUGGAGUAUUCAAACGGAAAAUUCAAAUUUGAAAUCAACUUUGGAGAUUGUCCCGAAGAAAGGCGCGCUUGGAAGUUUGAAAUCAAAAGAUGCUAA